UUCAAAAUUUGCGGGGCAACACACUGGCUGGGGGAACGGCAUCCCACUUCGCUUCCCACCACCACGCCCGUCCCGCUUCCCCUCUCUCGGCCUCUCCGGGUUCCGGGCGCGGCGGAUUGAUUGAUUGAUCUGACCCUUCCGCCCCCAAGAAAUUUAUCACCCCCAAUCCAACACCUUCCUUCUCUCACAGCCUCCCGAGCUUCCGAUUUCCGCAUUCCAAUCCGCCUCUGCCCCCCUUUCCUCGACCGCGUCCGUCUCCAUGGGGAGGAAGAAGGGCGCCGUCGGCGGCGCGAAGAGCGUGGCCGUGCCCGUGCCGGCGCAGACGGAGGUGGAGGUUGAGAAGGAGGCCAAGAAAGCGGCUCCGAGGAAGCGCAACCCGUGCCCCGGAAUCCGCGCCGUCGGCGGCCGGAUCUACGACCCGGAGAACGGCAAGACCUGCCACCAGUGCCGUCAGAAAACAACGGACUUUGCGGUGGCCUGCAAGCAGCCCGGGGGGAAGGGGCCCUGCUCAACCCACUUCUGCCACACGUGCCUGUCCAACAGGUAUGGCGAGGACGCGAAGAAGGCGGCCAAGAAGGCGCGCUGGGCCUGCCCCAAAUGCAGGGGCAUCUGCAACUGCAGCUUCUGCAGAAAGAAGAAAGGGGAGACUCCCACAGGGAUACUGGCCCAUGCCGCCAAGGCGACAGGGCACUCUUCCGUCCAUGAGCUGCUGAAACAGGGCUCGGACAUGGUGGCCGCUGCACAGACGCUGACCUCGCUCCCCGUGAAGAUCAAGAAGGAACAAAAGAGGGCCCUAGGGACAGAUGAUGAUGCCGAUGGAAUAGUGGUUGAUGGGGAUGAGAAUGUAGGGACUGAUCUCAAUGCAUUUCCUUUAUCUCCUGCCAACAAGAAGCUGAAGAAGGGCGCUUCUGAUGAGAGCACUGAUGUGCUCAAGACCAAAACUGAGCUACCCAAAGGUACUCUGGUCACUAAUGUUGUAGGGGCCAAGCUGGAGGCCGACGAUGUUGGGUCUGCGAUUCAGUUUUAUGAAUUCUGCCGCACAUUUGCUGAGGUGUUUCAAAUAAAGAAGGGACAGCCUGAAAAAGUUCUUCAAGUCAUAACUGGAGGAAGCCGUAAAGGCCGAGUGGUGCCUUCAGUUGUUGCUGAUCUUCACAUUAGUUUGCUGUCUGUCCUCCAAGAAGACAGAGGAGAGAACCCUUUGGACUAUUCAAGAGAUGGGGAUGCUUGGAUAACUGAGACUGGCAGAUAUAUUAGUGAAUCCACAGUUAUCUCGAAGGAACUACCUCUUGACUGUUUAAACCAAGGGGUAUCAGGAUAUAAAAAGUUGAGCCCUUCUUUAAAGCUCCAUGUGCUGAAUUUUCUGUGUGAUGAGACCCUUUCUACUGCAACAUUAAGGGGCUUGAUUGUCAAACAAGAUGAAGGUGCCACUGAGAGAAAGAUUGCUGCAAGAGAAAAAAUCCGUGCUGCGAAGGAAAAGGAAAAAGAGCUUAAAGAAAGACUAAAGAAUGAGAUGGAUAAAUCAAUGUUUCUGAGAAAAGGAGAAGAAAUUAAGAGUCUCAUUUCUCAAAUUAAGGAGUUAAAUGAAGACAAGGAGGCAGCAGUAGAUGAUGAGAAGCUGGGAGAUCUACUUAGGACAAAGCCUGUCAGGAAAGACAAAGGGGUUGCAUACUGGAAGUUUGAUGGUUAUUACAAGAAGACCUCAAUAAUGCGCCAAGAGUUUGACACAACAGGGAACAAUGACAAGUGGUUUAUGUUCACUGAGGAAGAAGAAAAAGUAAUUGGAGAUCAUUUGGCCCCAAGGUCCCAACUUCAGUGCAAGAGUCAUACCCAGGCAUGAUGACCUACUGAACUUUUGUUUCAGUGGUUUGAAGGUGAGGUGGUGGUAUGCUAGCGUCCUGGCGUUGCGUGUGAUCCAAGUUGCGGGCUGACAACCUUUUGCGGUAGGGAAGUUACGCAAUGGCAGAAGAAGCAACAACUACCUGAAGAUGCAGUCACAACAUUCGAAUCCUAGGGUUAUGUUUUGUCCAGAUGGAAACUUGGGAGGUUUUUGUGAACCAUGGACAAAGUAUGGUUUGAAUGUUGUGAACUAACUCGGGAGGUUUGAAUGUUGUCACAUGGUCGCUUAUGUUGGUUGUAUAACCAAUUGUUCUGUAGCUUGCAUAUAGCAAGAAAUCCAAUUCACCUGUAUCUCAGGUGGUGGUUAUGCAUCUAGCAUGGCUAGGAUUCCCCCACUUAAGUUGCCUGAAUUCGGUCUUCACCUGCUUAUGUCGCUUUUUCAUUCUAUGGUGAUGUAGCUUCAGACCCAUCUAGAAAUGCUGAUCGCCUUCUUCCACA
Triticum urartu is the source of this 2334-nucleotide messenger RNA. RefSeq lists its product as uncharacterized. The record is from RefSeq and is a predicted model, not a curated record. NCBI's taxonomy places the organism in Eukaryota, Viridiplantae, Streptophyta, Magnoliopsida, Poales, Poaceae. Gene Ontology annotation, biological process: regulation of DNA-templated transcription. Gene Ontology annotation, cellular component: nucleus.